AUGUCCAUAUCCAAAGGCUUGGCGGAGUCUGUGGUGGUGGCCAAGGUCAUCUACAAGGAAGCCGUAGAAUCCUUGAAACAGUGCGUAGUGGCAGACGUUGAGGACGAGGUUGAGGAGCAAGAUCCUGAGCAAAGCGUCCUCUGGGAUCUCACAAGGCCUUUAGAGGGCAGCUGUCGCAUGGAGCUGUUAAAGUUUGAUGACCCAAAGGGUCAGGACGUCUUCUGGCACUCGAGCGCGCACAUCUUGGGUCAAGCCCUUGAGCGAGAGUUCGGCUGUCAUCUGACCAUCGGCCCCGCCUUGGAGUCCGGCUUUUACUACGAUGGCUACUAUGGAGAGAAGAAGCUGAACGAUGCUGACUUCUCAGCCAUCGAGAAGCAUGCGGCGCAGAUCUGCAAGGAGUCACAGCUCUUUGAACGUUGUGUCUUAUCCAAAGAGGACGCGCUCGAGCUCUUCAAAGAGAACCCCUUCAAGGUUCAGCUGAUCACGAACAAGGUGCCAAAUGGUGCCACGACCAGCUGCUACCGUUGUGGUGAUCUGGUGGACCUUUGCCGUGGGCCCCACCUGCCCAACACCAACCGUGCCAAGGCUUUCAUGGUGACGAAGAACUCGUCGGCCUACUGGUUAGGAGAUCAAAAUCUGGAUUCCCUCCAGCGCCUCUACGGAAUCGCUUUUCCCAAUGACAAGCUGCUGAAAGAGUACAAGAGACUCCUGGAAGAGGCUGCCAAAAGAGAUCACAGGAACAUCGCGAAGCAGCAAGAGCUUCUAAUGUUCCAUCCCGUGAUGUCUCCUGGUUGCUGCUUCUGGUUCCCGAUGGGCACAAGGAUCUACAACAAGCUCAUCGAUUUCAUGCGCAGUGAAUACCGUCUUCGUGGCUUUCAGGAAGUGGUGACGCCUAACAUGUAUGAUUCGCGGCUCUUUAAGUGUUCUGGCCAUUACCAGAACUACCGGUCAGACAUGUACAGCCUGGAUGUGGAGACGCAAGAGUGGAUGCUUAAGCCAAUGAAUUGCCCAGGCCACUUCGUCAUGUUUGAUGCCCGCGUGCGGAGCUACAAAGAGCUGCCCCUCCGCUAUGCGGACUUCGGUGUGUUGCACCGGAACGAGGCCUCGGGUGCCCUGACGGGCCUUACCAGGGUGCGGCGCUUCCAGCAGGACGACGGGCACAUCUUCUGUCGCCCAGACCAAAUCAAGUCGGAGGUAGCCAGCGCCCUGGACUUCUUGGACUUCGUGUAUAGGAUCUUCGGCUUCGAGGCCAGCUAUGCCUUGUCCACGCGCCCAGUGAAGGCACUGGGGUCCAAGGAAAUCUGGGAGAACGCCGAGGUGCAGCUGAAGGCAGCCCUGGAGCAGUCCGGAAGGGAGUGGACCUUGAAUCCGGGAGAUGGGGCAUUCUAUGGACCCAAGAUUGACAUCCGGUUGCAGGAUGCUAUGAAGCGGAAGCACCAGUGCGGCACCAUUCAGCUGGACUUCAACGGGCCCAUACGGUUCAACUUGCAAUACCGCACAGAGGCUGUGGAUGAGAACGCAGAAGAAGAGGGCAAUGGGGAAUUCAAGGGCACUGAGGAGAAGAAUGAUGAGGGCGAGGUGAUGUGGCGCGAAGGUCGCCUGAAGAACGGUUUCGAGCGGCCGGUGAUCAUCCACCGUGCAAUCCUGGGUUCCAUCGAGCGCAUGUCAGCAAUCUUGAUGGAGCAUUACGCGGGGAAGUGGCCCUUCUGGUUAUCACCACGGCAGGUGCAAGUGGUGCCCGUGGGAACGCAGUUCAGUGAGUAUGCGCUGUGGGUGGUGCGUCAGCUGCAAAUCCACGGCUUCCAUGCAGAGGCAGAGACAAGUGGCAAGACGUUGAAUAAGAAGGUGCGCGAAGCGCAGCUGGCACAGUGGAACUACAUUGCUGUCGUGGGGGCUGAGGAACAGAACUCGUUGUCAGUGAACUUGAGAUCCCGAGAAUCCGCGCAGGCCCUGGGCUCCUUCUCCAUGAUGGACUUCAUUGCAAAGCUGGAUUCUGAGGCCAUGCCAAGCUCGCAGCCCCUGCGACAGUUCGAGCCCUUUCAAGGCCGGCUGCCCCAAGCCACAAAGGCUGAGCCCGAGACCAAGACGAAGGCCGAGCCAGAAGUUUCCAAGGUCAAAGAGUCGAAAGGUUCCUUGCAGCUUCGGAAAGCCAACAGCGACAGGUUUGCGUCGCUGUCCGUGGAGGAGGACGUGGAGGGUUUCCUGGAGAGCCACCCCUAUGUGAAAGGCUUCAAUCCUACCAAGGCGGACCUCGAGCUUUUCGAUCAACUCUGUGAGUCUGGAGUGCCGGAGACCCCGAACUUGAAGCGAUGGUUCGAUCACAUUGAGUCCUUCCCCAGCACGCAACGGGCGCAAUGGGUGACAGCGUAG
Symbiodinium sp. CCMP2456 is the source of this 2370-nucleotide messenger RNA. The record is from the annotation of a GenBank genome assembly. NCBI's taxonomy places the organism in Eukaryota, Dinophyceae, Suessiales, Symbiodiniaceae.